CACACCGACCCAACCCAACAUCAUGCAGUCUACUCCAAUCGUUCUGGUGGCAAUCGUCCUCUUUGGCGCCGCCAUGGUGCGAGCCUUUGACGAGAAGGAAGCAAUGGCCAAGCUGAUGGAGACAGCCGAGGGCUGCCUUGCGGAGGUGGGUGCCAGCGACGCCGAUCUGCAGGACAUGAUCAAGAAGCAGCCGGCCAGCACAUAUGCCGGCAAGUGCCUGCGCGCCUGCGUGAUGAAGAACUUCGGGCUGCUGGGCGCCAACGGCAAACUGGACACGGAGGCGGCUCACGAGAAGGCCAAGCAGUACACGGGCAACGAUCCGGCCAAGCUAAAGGUUGCCCUGGAGAUCGGUGACACCUGCAGCGCCAUCACUGUGCCCGACGAUCACUGCGAGGCCGCCGAAGCCUACGGCAUGUGCUUCAAGAGCGAGGCCAAGAAACACGGACUUAUUUAAACGCUUCCACAGCUGCACCACAUGGACACGCCGACAAUGUUCCCUGGAAUCCCAAAUUUGUAUCUUUAAGUUUUGAUUAAUCGAAGUCGAGUAAAAUAAAUGCAUUGAAA
Drosophila santomea is the source of this 564-nucleotide messenger RNA. RefSeq names its product general odorant-binding protein 28a (gene Obp28a). Gene Ontology annotation, biological process: sensory perception of smell. Lineage: Eukaryota; Metazoa; Arthropoda; Insecta; Diptera; Drosophilidae. The transcript has a single exon. The record is from RefSeq and is a predicted model, not a curated record. Gene Ontology annotation, molecular function: odorant binding. The coding region runs from base 23 to 454 and encodes 143 amino acids.